AGAGGCGGCUGUUCGCGGAGGAGAUAGAAGCUGAUCUGUCUGCAGCUGCCAGCGACUCAACGCAUCCACCGGCGCGGAGGCUGCAGCACCUUCUGCGGCGCGUGGACCUCAACCAGCCCGGGCUCGCCUCCGGAGCCCUCCGUAUGGGCUCACCAUGCGCAGGAUACGGGCCAACGCCAUCGCGAUUCUGACCGUCGCGUGGAUCCUGGGGACGUUUUAUUACCUGUGGCAGGACAACAAGCCGCAGACGUCGUCGUCGCCGUCGUCGUCGGCGUCGCAGACCCGCGGCAGGGGGGGCCAUGGGGGGCAGAAGGUGGUCCCCGGUCGGCUGGAGAUCCACCGGGACGACCGGACCAUCCCGCUGAUAGUGACCCAGCCCCCGCGGGUCGAGCAGCAGGGACAGCUGCUGGGCGGCUUCGACGAGAAGGCCUACCUGGCGGCGAAGCAGCUGAAGCCGGGAGACGACCCCUACAGAGAGCACGCCUUCAACCUGCAGGAGAGCGACCGGCUGGGCAGCGAGCGAGCCAUCAGGGACACCCGACACUACAGGUGUGCCUCUCUGAACUAUGACACAGACCUUCCCUCCACCAGCAUCAUCAUCACCUUCCACAACGAGGCUCGCUCCACUCUGCUUCGCACCAUCAAAAGUGUCCUGAUGCGAAGUCCUCCAUCGCUGAUCCAGGAAAUAAUCUUGAUCGAUGACUUCAGCUCCGACUCUGAGGACUGCCAGCUGCUCUCUCAGAUCCCCAAAGUGCGCUGCCUGAGGAACGGCAGGAGAGAGGGUCUGAUCCGAUCGCGUGUCCGUGGAGCCAGCACGGCCUCGGCCUCCAUCUUGACCUUCUUGGACAGCCACUGCGAGGUCAACGCUGAUUGGCUGCAGCCGAUGAUCCAGAGAGUCAAGGAGGACCAUACGCGAGUGGUCAGCCCCAUCAUUGAUGUCAUCAGCCUGGAUAACUUCGCCUAUUUGGCCGCCUCUGCAGACUUGAGAGGAGGAUUUGACUGGAGUCUCCAUUUCAAAUGGGAGCAGAUUCCCAUCGAGCAGAAAAUGGCGAGGAGCGACCCCACACAGGCAAUCAGGACUCCUGUCAUCGCUGGUGGGAUCUUCGUCAUGGACAAGAGCUGGUUCAACCACCUGGGCCAGUACGACACCCACAUGGACAUCUGGGGAGGGGAGAACUUUGAGCUUUCUUUCCGGGUGUGGAUGUGCGGAGGAAGCCUGGAGAUUCUUCCCUGCAGCCGCGUGGGUCACGUGUUCAGGAAACGGCAUCCGUACGACUUCCCAGAAGGCAAUGCUCUCACCUACAUUAAGAACACCCGGCGGGCUGCCGAGGUGUGGAUGGACGAGUAUAAACAGUACUACUACUCAGCGAGGCCGUCGGCCCAGGGCAAGGCCUUUGGCAGCAUCGCAGACCGCCUGACUCUGCGGCGGAAGUUGAACUGCAAACCUUUCCGCUGGUACAUGGAGAACGUCUAUCCGGAGCUGAGGGUCCCGGAGCAGGAAGCGGUGUCCAGUGUGCUGAGACAAGGCGGUUUGUGUCUGGAGACCCGUGGGACCGAUACCCUCGGCCUGGCAGAGUGCAGGGGCAUCGGAGCCAUUAGGCCGCAGUCGCAGAGAUGGGAACUAAUAGAGCCCCUGAUCCGGCAGCAGGACUUCUGCCUGGCCAUUUCAGCCUUCACAGCGGGGUCAAAGGUCAAGAUGGAGUCCUGCAAUGCGAAAGAGCCCAGACAGAAGUGGAAGCCUAAAGGCCCGGCUCUGCAGCACAUGGUCAGUGGCCUCUGUCUGGACAGCCAGACCCCGAUGGGCCCUCUGGUCAUCACGCAGUGUCGCCCCCAGAUGGCCAGCCAGUCCUGGGAGCCACAAAUAAUCACCUGAGCCACGGCGGUCAGAAGGAGGGGGGGGGGGGGGUGAGCAGAUUGAGGGACCUGUGUGUGUGUGUGGGGGGGGGGGGGUCACAUCUGCCCUCCGUGUGUCGCCUCGCUGAGGGAUGAACUGAGUGUGGUGACUGUACACUUCUCCCGCUCUCCGGGGUCGAGAGCGUCCGCUGAAAACAUUCGAAGGCCUCGCCGAGCAACGCCCCGGAGGUCUGUGUGUGUACAGUGCUCCAUCUUUCGAGGGCGCCGCAGUUUAUUCUACUUAAUCUUAAGCUUUUCAUGAAAAACUGUUGCACAUCUCACUUUUUUUUUCUUUCAUUUCUGUAUCUAUCCUGGUCGGCCGUUUAUAUAUGCUUAUAUUUGGAGUAGCGAGGAUUGCCUCAGCGCGUGCAUACUUCAGUCAGUCUGAGAGCUUUUUAUUUUUAUUUGUAUUUUUGAGCGCACCAUGCAAAGCACUGUCAGGUACAUUAUUUAUUGUUUUGCAUGGUCAGACCCAAAGAAUGUUUUUUUCUUUUUCUGUCUCUCUACAAAGUUUUAUGUAAAUAUUUGAAGCAGAUAUUGGCUUCUUUUUUUGUGUCAAGUACUCUAUAUGUUGUUUAAAGAAUAAAAUGUGGUGACA
This is a messenger RNA of Cyclopterus lumpus (lumpfish), 2491 nucleotides long. It is a transcript of the gene galnt16, whose product is annotated as UDP-N-acetyl-alpha-D-galactosamine:polypeptide N-acetylgalactosaminyltransferase 16. Gene Ontology annotation, cellular component: Golgi apparatus. The transcript has 15 exons. NCBI's taxonomy places the organism in Eukaryota, Metazoa, Chordata, Actinopteri, Perciformes, Cyclopteridae. Bases 155 to 1873 code for a protein of 572 amino acids. The record is from RefSeq and is a predicted model, not a curated record.